AUGCGCUUGUUCGCUUAUUCACUUUUCGUUACUUCAAACUUUUUUUUCAAUAAGAAUUUUCAAAUUUCAUCUCAUCGUCUAUAUGAUGUAACAAAUAAAGAAGAAAUCGUGAACAGCUGCGCUAUGCCAUCUCAGUUGGAAGAACUGGUAUCAUUUUUACACUCGCCACAACCCGCUGUAAGACAAAUUGCUCUUGAUAAUCUAGUAGGCUUUAGUACGGGUCCAACAGCCAGUAUUUUCAAGUAUGAUAAUUGUCAAGCCAUCAAAGAUCUAAAAGAACUCACAAAAGAGAAAUCUAAAAUUUUAGUUCAACAAUCUGUCACCAUACUGGCAAAUCUAUGUGGUGACGAUCAACUGAGAAACUUAAUUGCUAAUGAUCCAGAUUUUUUACUCUAUUUGACUUGGAAAAUAUGUGAUCUAAAUAAUUCAAGUGCUGAUAUCAUGUGUAUCCUAUUGAGUAAUCUGGCUAAAGAGGAUGUAAUUACAAUAGUUUUGGAAUUUAGCAGAGAUGGAGAAAAUUUGCCACCGCUUGAUAAAUCGGUUUUUAAAAGUGAUAAAGUAAUGGAUUGUUUAAUGGACUGUUUUGUAAAAGGAUACGAUCGUAAAUUGAACAAAUUUGCCAAUUUUGAUUACUUAGCGUAUUUCUUCGCUGAUAUUUCUCGUUUUAAGAAAGGUAGACAGUAUUUCAUAGAGUUACAAGAAAAUGAUAACGUAAUACCAAUCUCGAAAUUAUUGGUGUUUACUGAAAAAUAUGAUUCUAAAACAAGAAGGGAAGGUGUUGCUUCUACAAUCAAAAACUCUCUAUUCGAUUCAGAGACGCAUGUGAGAAUUUUGAAUGAUGAACAAAUUAACCUAUUGCCAUAUAUUCUUUUACCAAUUGCCAGUGCUAAGGAUUCAGAAAUUGACGAAGAGGAUAUGUUUAAUUUACCAGAUGAGCUGCAGUUGUUACCAGAAGAUAAAGAAAGAGACCCAGUAACCUCAAUCGUUUGCUGUCAUUUGGAGAGUAUUCUUUUACUAUGCACUACAAAUAGUGGGAGAGAAUUUUUGAGAAGUAAAUCGGUCUAUCCGCUUAUUAGAGAAUUACAUAAGAAUGUUGAUGAUGAGGAUAUUGGUGAUCUUUGCUACAGAAUUGUCAACGUUUUGAUGAGAGGUGAGCCAGAAAAUGUUCAACUGGAAGAAUUACCGGCAAAAGCAGCAGAUGGGGAAGCAGAUAAGGACUCUGAUGAGGAGUCUGACGAAGAGGGAAUUGUUGAAGUAGUUUGA
Zygotorulaspora mrakii is the source of this 1263-nucleotide messenger RNA. RefSeq names its product Hgh1p (gene HGH1). The record is from RefSeq and is a predicted model, not a curated record. The transcript has a single exon. NCBI's taxonomy places the organism in Eukaryota, Fungi, Ascomycota, Saccharomycetes, Saccharomycetales, Saccharomycetaceae. The coding region runs from base 1 to 1263 and encodes 420 amino acids.